AUGGUGGAGAAGUUCGCAGAGGUCGCUUCCCUGCGUGAGCUUCUCUACACCGGCUCAGGCGACGCCCCUCUCCGGCUCGUGCGGGCCCGCUGGUUGCUCGAGCACUUUCAGGCGGCAGGCAAUGAGAAGGAAAGGCUCGGGUCACGUCGGGAGCUCGAGAAGGCGUACGGCGAUGCGCCGUACGCAUGCGGCGCGAUGUUGGACCGUAUCCUCGCUGAGCUGGCCAGUUCGCAGUACGCCGGCGCGCGGCGCGAGGGAUGGGCAACGGCCCAGAAGCGGAAGCCACUCCCUGUUCCAAUCGCUUUCCCCUCAGCAGCGGCGAUAUCAUACAUGCACCUCGAUGCCUCGCACCCGGACCCAAACGGCCGAUGUCUGCGCGAGCUCUGGCUGCCGUUUGUUGAGUGGUACUACUCGGAGCGCGUGCGUCAACUUCUCCACUGCGCUGAGAUCGAGGGGCGAGAGGCGCGGGUGGAGGACGAGGCGGGGGAGCUGCUCAGCGACGACGCGGUGCGGUCGAGUGCCGACUUCGGGAUCUUUAUCGACCACGCCUCGGUAGUGGGCGCGGCGGACGACGCGGCCUUGCGAAAGCAGGGUCUAGACGGGCUGGGUGUCAUCUUCAGCCACCCAGCGAUCGCGAGUCUGCUGAGCACCCGGGCUCCAGCGGGAGCGGCGGUCGACGGUGGCUUUGAGGAUCGCGGCUGGCUUUUGGCGACGCUGAUGAAGAGGCCCGAAGUAAUUCUCGACCUCGGCCGCUUCACGAUCGACAUGGCUUGUAUUGGUCCGCCGCGCGCGCUGCGCAUCGGCGGCAAGCCCUUCGCCGAUCGGAGCGUGAGCGAGCUCGCCAAGCAGGGGUCGUACAUCGACCCCCAAGAGGCCGGCGUUCGUGGCACCUUGAGCGUCACCGGCCGGUGUGCACCUCUCUCGCCCGAGUCGUUCGACGCGCUUCUCGAGAGCAAGCGUUUCUCCAUCAGUGCCGACGUUGCAACGGUGGCACAGUUGUACCGCGAGGUGGUGAUAGCCUAUCUGGGUAGUGCCAAGAAGCUCGCCUUCGAGCAGCUCGAGUGGAGCUCGGAAGACUACAGCGAUCUCGGAAAGGCGUUGCGCCACUGCGGUGCGCUCGAGACGCUCAUUCUUGACUGCAUGGGGAUGCAGGAGGCGGAUAUGGCCGCGGCGUUCAAGGGUCUAUCGCUUCCCACCCUGACGACGCUUGAGGUGAAGGUUUGCACCUCUCUCCUCUCGCUCGCCGACCUCUCAGCCUUCACGACGCUGCGCACGCUCUACGUGGGUCGCUGCACCUCGCUCAUCGCGCUAUCGAAUCUAUCGGCACUGACUGCACUGCAAAUGAUCGAUCUCAGCGGAUGCUCUCAGCUCAAGUCUCUGCCCAGCCUCAAGGCACAGUGCCCUGCGCGAAAGGCUACGCACUCGCGCGCGGACACAGGCUGUUCCGUGUGCGUCUAG
Molecule: messenger RNA, 1458 nt
Organism: Emiliania huxleyi CCMP1516
Lineage: Eukaryota; Haptophyta; Isochrysidales; Noelaerhabdaceae
Exons: 2
Coding region: 1-1458 (485 amino acids)
Source: RefSeq, a predicted model, not a curated record